Messenger RNA from Drosophila suzukii, 1009 nucleotides. It is a transcript of the gene jhamt, whose product is annotated as juvenile hormone acid methyltransferase. NCBI's taxonomy places the organism in Eukaryota, Metazoa, Arthropoda, Insecta, Diptera, Drosophilidae. The record is from RefSeq and is a predicted model, not a curated record.
CAAUUGUCGAUCAGUUCUCGAGAUGAAUCAGGCCUCUCUAUAUCAGCACGCCAACCAAGUGCAAAGGCACGAUGCCAAGUUGAUUCUGGACGAGUUUGCAUCGACUUUGCAGUGGCGUUCCGAUGGAGAGGAUGCCCUCUUGGAUGUGGGUUCGGGAUCCGGAAAUGUGCUAAUGGACUUCGUGAGGCCCCUGCUCCCCAUCCGGGGUCAGUUGGUGGGCACCGAUAUCUCCAGUCAAAUGGUGGGCUAUGCCAGCAAGCAUUAUCAGCGGGAAGAACGUACUCGAUUCCAAGUUCUGGACAUAGGAUGCGAACAACUCCCGGAGGAACUGAGCGGCCGAUUCGACCAUGUCACCUCGUUCUACUGCCUCCAUUGGGUGCAAAACCUCAAGGGAGCCCUGGGCAAUAUCUACAAUCUUCUGAAACCCGAAGGCGGUGACGUUCUACUGGCCUUCUUGGCCUCCAAUCCGGUUUACGAGGUCUAUAAGAUCCUUAAAACGAAUGAGAAGUGGUCGAGUUAUAUGCAGGAUGUGGAACAGUUUAUAUCCCCACUUCACCAUAGCUUGAAUCCUGGCGAGGAAUUUAGUCAGCUCUUAACUGAUGUGGGUUUUAUUCAGCACAAUGUGGAGAUACGCAAUGAAGUAUUUGUUUACGAAGGUGUCAGGACUGUGAAAGAUAAUGUAAAAGCCAUUUGUCCUUUCUUGGAGCGAAUGCCCAUAGACUUGCAUGAGGAAUUCCUGUAUGAUUUCAUAGACGUUGUUAUAUCAAUGAAUUUGCAGCAGGGCGAAAAGAAUGAGGAUCAAAAGUUUUUAUCGCCCUAUAAACUGGUAGUGGCCUAUGCUCGCAAGACUCCCGAGUUUGUAAACAAUGUUUUUCUGGAACCCCCACAUCAAAAUUUGGUCAAGGGAAUUAAUUAGUUAUUUUGCAAUCAGAGAUAAUUGUUAUAGAGUCUAUUAAUGCCAAAUGAUAUAUAAUACUUAACUUAAUUAAAUAUAAAAUGUUCCUAGAAA